GAUACAAGCAGGGAAAAUGUCCCAGAUUCCCAUGGUGUUUAUUAGAGAGUAAAACUCAGAGUGGAUUGACUGCACUCAGAUGUGUGACUAACAAGACAGAGAGACCGAUUGAGCCAGAAGAUUUCAACUAGCUAAACGUGAUUCUGGAAAAAAAAUAACCUGACUGAAAGAGGACGUCCAGGUUGUUUUGACAGAACGGGAGAACUUUGUUUCCUGAGGGCCUGUUCUGGACAGUGUAUGGACGUGACUGGGAGAGAUGUACUUGUACAAAGCCACUUGUCCUGAUAUCCCUACUCCGAAACAGAAGGGUGGACAAAAGGAAAAAGGUUCGAGUCGCUGUGGGAAGCAAAAUGCUGGAGGCAAACUCUAUCCUCCGCUGGUGUGUCUGCGUUCCAGCUCUCAGGUAGAACUAAAGCACCUGGAGGAGUUUCUCAACGUGCACACACUCUCAUUGCAGGAUACUGUCCGAGCCAGGACUGGCAUGGCCUACAGGAACCUUGGGAAAUCUGGAUUGAGAGUAUCAUGCCUUGGUCUGGGCACUUGGGUGACAUUUGGAGGGCAGAUUUCAGAUGAUGUUGCUGAGCAGCUGAUGACUAUAGCGUAUGAGAGCGGGGUGAAUCUGUUUGACACUGCAGAGGUGUACGCUGCUGGAAAAGCUGAAGUCAUACUGGGAAACAUCAUCAAAAAGAAGGGCUGGAGGCGGUCCAGUCUGGUUAUUACCACAAAGCUCUACUGGGGUGGAAAAGCUGAGACUGAACGAGGCCUUUCUAGGAAGCACAUUAUUGAAGGUCUCAAGGGCUCCUUGCAGAGGAUGCAGAUGGAGUAUGUGGAUGUAGUCUUUGCCAACCGGCCUGAUAGCAAUACACCAAUGGAAGAGAUUGUCAGAGCCAUGACCUACGUGAUAAACCAAGGCAUGUCCAUGUACUGGGGGACUUCACGAUGGACAGCAAUGGAAAUAAUGGAGGCAUAUUCUGUGGCAAGACAGUUUAACCUGAUUCCUCCAGUGUGUGAGCAGGCCGAGUAUCAUCUGUUCCAGAGGGAGAAGGUUGAGGUGCAGCUGCCGGAGCUCUACCAUAAGAUAGGUGUCGGUGCCAUGACAUGGUCACCUUUGGCUUGUGGGAUCAUUACUGGAAAGUAUGAAAACGGUAUCCCAGACUCCUCCAGAGCAUCUAUGAAGUCAUACCAGUGGCUGAAAGAGAAGAUAGUCAGCGAGGAUGGACGCAAGCAGCAGGCGAAGCUGAAAGAACUGGGUCACAUUGCAGAGAAGCUGGGCUGCACUUUGCCUCAGCUCGCCGUAGCCUGGUGUCUGAGGAAUGAGGGAGUGAGUUCAGUGCUAUUAGGAACCUCCAAUGCAGAACAGCUAACUGAAAACCUGGGAGCCAUACAGGUACUUCCAAAGAUGACGUCUCAUGUGGUCUCAGACAUUGAUCAUAUACUUGGGAACAAGCCCUACAGUAAGAAGGACUAUCGUUCCUAGAUGCUACGGACACACGCUCAGGGUCAAGAGAGAAGUGUGUGUAGCAGUGUUCGUGCCCUAGUGGUUCCUGCUCCGAAUCUGUUUUCAUCAUUGGCCUGACCUCUCUCUCUCUCUCUCUCUCUCUGAAGCCUUAGAGCGCCGUCCUCCAUUACCAUACCUCCAUUCCCUCUGUUUUUGCUGGUGUGCCUUUGCACCCCAAAACCACAGCAAGAAUCCUCACGACUGGUGUUCAGGUGUCUUCUCGUAAUGGCACCUUACUGGAGGAGAGCUUCACUUGCUGAUGUGAUCUAUGAAGCGCAUAAACACCCAUGCUCCAUGUCUGGCCUCCGCUCUCAAAACCAUCAGCCAUCGGAUCGUCUGGUGGUUUUAGCACGCAUACUGGAGGAACAGAGCAUGACGCCCUCUUGUGCUCAAACGCAGCAACUGCAGAGCUGUUUCACAGACUGAUGAGCUUCUACUCAGUGGAACAAUGCACAUUCACAAAGAUCUAAGCUGUUCUGCCUGUGCAAGAAUGCCUGUAUAGAUAUUUUAUGAGGGGGUUUUAUUUUAAGAGUUAUUUGCUUCAUAGUGUGGGCCACAGUGAUGUGUGGUAGAAAAAUAAAUGCACACUUUUGACCUAGGAAAUUACUUGAAUGAGGGUAGCAUACACCUAUGAAUAUCUGCUUAUUGAACAUGCAGCUGUAUUAUAAACUGACCUCAAUCCCUACUGCAGUAUAUAAGUAUACAGUAUUAGAGUUGAUCUAACAUGCAUAGACUAUGUUAUGCCAGCAACCUAAGCAUUCAUGAUGCUUUAUUAUAAAUAAGUGACUUGGUUUUGCUUUGGGUACAAUUAAAAAAGGAAAUUAGAAGAGGACAACUUAAAGGGAUGCCCUUGUGAAAAAGAAGUGUGUCUGAUUGUAAUGAAUCUGCACUUGUUAGUUUAAGAUAACAUAAAGGCACUUAUGUGUGCUUAAAGGGAGUUCACUUUCAUGAAUAAGUUUCUCUAUACAUUGUUGUACUUUCAAAAAGUCAAUGGAAAAGAUUUGCUUUGAUGAAUAUAUUAAUUCAUUGUGGUUUUAUAAUCUGUUGUCAUGCUUUAAAGCAGUGGUUCCCAAUCUGUUUUUUUGCCUGAGUAUCCCUUAUCCCCUGGAAAAUGAUGCAAGGCCCUUGUAAGGUAACAUUUAAUGAUAGUAUCGCUCAAAUAUGUUUGCAGUAAGGAUGACAAAAACUGUUGUUUUCAAACAAACAGUAUGUUUAUUACUAUAUAAUAUUAAUAAACUUGAAUUUGAAUUUUAUUACUUUGAAUUUUAAUUUCUUUUUUAAAUACUUCCCAAAUGAUGUCUUACAUAGC
This is a messenger RNA of Danio rerio (zebrafish), 2807 nucleotides long. The record is from RefSeq and is a predicted model, not a curated record. Lineage: Eukaryota; Metazoa; Chordata; Actinopteri; Cypriniformes; Danionidae.